AUGACAGAGCGCCGAAUCAAACGCUCGGACUGCCUUUUAAAUUCCCAAACAGUCUUGACAGCAGAUAAGGCGCUUCUUGAUUGCAAGUAUGAAGCUAUUUACAGCUGGAUCGCCUCAGAAGAGAGCAAAGCUUUGAUAGUAGGAGGCCCUUCUGCCACACUCAGGCCCCUUCAUGCAGCUCGGGCAAGCGCCACUGCGGAUUCUUCCUCUGCUUGCGAGGAAGCUACGUUGCCAAGUGAGCCACGUAAUAUUCAUUUCCAGUGGGGCACGUGUCUCACCCUUGAGUUAUGCGACAGAAUCCAAGACCAACAUGCAUUCAGGAAUGCACAAUAUCCGAUGGAAGCGGUUCUUGCCGCGAUCAUUCUCUGCUGUGAACGCUGGGCAGCCGAGCGUGAAGGGCUACAAAAAGAAAACAUUAGCGCAGAGCCAUGCGCAGCCGCACAGUGCACAAGCCGCCUUCCCGCUACGGUCAGCGGCUAUGGUUCCUUAAGGGAGUCGGAGGGGGCAAGGCGAUUACGCUCCUUUGAUGUGAUCACCUCGAGAAGAGCUUUGCGCUGCUUCCUUCGGUUUCUGUUGCCACACUCAUCUCCUUAUUUGAUACCGUUUUCAAUGGACGUGGACUUGGUUGGCAACACCCUUUUAUUGACAGUUUUGGAUCCUGUCAAGGGUCGACCCCUGGGUUAUGGCAUCAAUUUUGAGGAGCGCUUUGUUUCUCCUGCCAAGAUGUGUACAAAUGACAAAGCCGUUAACGAACUGACAACGCUCUACGUGGUCCAAUCUGUCAACUUGUGCGGAGAACUGAAACUGGCGAUUUCGGCUGAAACAGAUGCCUUGGAUGCGCGCUUUAACCCUUUAAGAAACAGCGUUGCUGCCGAGUCAUGUUGUAGCAGCAACAAAAAUAAAAGUUCACUUGCGUGCACUUUCGAUCAGCAGAUGAUUGGCUCCAACGAAUGCCACGUGCAUAGUUGUAAACAACUGUCGCUUCUCGAGAAACAGCUGCUGCAAGACUGUGCGCCUCUGGUGGAACUAAAGACACUUUCUCAUUUUCGUGAAUACCCGUGGGAAGACACUGCCGAUCAAAUGCGCCUUGGUGGCGCGAAGCUGCUCCUUAAGGCAUCGCAUCGCAGGGGCACUCUUCAGACACUUCAACUUGUACCUAUAGAGCACGUGGAAAAGCAGCUGGAUUUAAAUGGCCUGAGUGGCACCGAUAAAUGGCCUAGUCUGGUAAUUCUGCUCAAGAAACUAAGGGAAAUCGCGAACAUGGUAAGAUCGGAAUCUUCAGGUGACGUGGCGUGCCUUCGCCUGAUUUUCGACGGCGGGCACUCCUUGCGCGUUUUCAAUAGGGAACCAGGAACCGUUCGCUUGUCGAAGGAAGCAGUGACUUGGCUUGCAUGA
Molecule: messenger RNA, 1395 nt
Organism: Cyclospora cayetanensis
Lineage: Eukaryota; Apicomplexa; Conoidasida; Eucoccidiorida; Eimeriidae
Exons: 1
Coding region: 1-1395 (464 amino acids)
Source: RefSeq, a predicted model, not a curated record